Messenger RNA from Ylistrum balloti, 2899 nucleotides. Its product is annotated as methylosome protein WDR77-like. The record is from RefSeq and is a predicted model, not a curated record. Gene Ontology annotation, cellular component: methylosome. The coding region runs from base 23 to 1108 and encodes 361 amino acids. The transcript is spliced from 9 exons. Lineage: Eukaryota; Metazoa; Mollusca; Bivalvia; Pectinida; Pectinidae. Gene Ontology annotation, biological process: oocyte axis specification. Gene Ontology annotation, molecular function: protein binding.
AAUAGGUUUCGGUUGAGCAGUGAUGGAUAAUAUACCAGCGGCCAUGGACAGACACUUAGACGUGAUUCAGUGUCAUGAAGAUGGAGGAAUAUUACUUGGGGCAUCAAACCUGACCGGUCGUUACUGGUAUGGGUCUAUAUGGUACUAUCAGGAUCCCUCAUGUGCCCCUGAUGUGGAGAAGUGUAAGGCUGGUGUGCAACUGGAGGCGGGGCUAAGUGAUGCCUUGUGGCUCAGCAGUACCAAGGUCCUAGUUGGUUUAGAUACAGGCGGACUGGCAGUAUGGGAGCUAAUUGAUGACUUUGAUACAUUUAUGCAGCAGUUAUCGACGGUAGAACAUGAUGAUAUUGUCAGCUCAAUAUCUAUUUGUAGUGACAAGCAGAGGGCCAUAUCAGGAAGUCAUGACAGAUGUGUGAAGGUAUGGGAUUUAGAAACUCUAGCAUCUAGAAAUACAUACAGAGCUCACGGGGACCUGGUAAACUGUGUCAAGUGUCAUCCAACAGAGUCUGCCAUUUUCCUAUCCUGUUCACAGGAUGGUAGCAUAUUUUUAUGGGACACACGAAAACCUAAACCAGUUAGUAUUGUAGACAAAUCACCCCUUCAACAUUCCUCCAAAUGUGUUGUCUGGCAGCCCAACUCUCAACAUUCAUUUGCUGUUGGUGAUGAAACCGGUCAAAUUGUGGUCAAAGAUACGCGGAUGUCAAUAGGAACACCAGUGACCUACACAGCACACUGCCGCUGUGUCAACAGACUCGAGUUCUCAAGGGAUAGUCCCAGUCUGCUGGCCUCAGUAUCCGACGAUUGUGAGGUUGUGAUCACGGACACUAGUUCUGUGAAAUGUACAGAAGUCUACAGAAACCGAUCCCACCGUGACUUUGUACAAGGAUUGUCCUGGAAAGGGAACCAAAUUUUCACAUGUGGCUGGGACUCACAAGUGUUAACACACACCAUAGACAAUGUAGCCAUGACAACUUCUGGCACCGUAACCAUAGCAGACAAGGUCAAAGGUCAGACAACUAUAGGUGAUAUGAACUGUAAGGUUGAGACUUCAAUGAAGGAUAUGGUGAAGUGCAAUGGAAAUGGUGAUUCCAUGUCCGUGGAGAGUACCUGACCUCACAACUACCUCAGAUGUUACAAGGUCCAUCAUCUAUUGUUCACGCCAAGGACACUGAAGAUAUUUUAUUGGAUGCUGAAGGCCAUUGAAGGUCAUUUUAGGUCAUUACAGGGCAUUUUAAAGGACAAUCUUGGUCAUUUCCAUGCAUUCUUCUGUGUGAUCGAGGUCACUUCCAUGCAUUUUAUUUGGAUGAUCUAGGUUGAUUUCAUGCAUUUUCUUGGACGACCUAGGUUGUUUCUAUUUCCAUGCAUUUUUCUUUCUUCUUCUUUUUUUUUUUUUUUUUUUGACAGGUUUCCAUGCAUAUUUCUGGAUGAUCAAGGUAGUUUCCAUGCAUUUAAUUGGAUGAUCUAGAUCAUUUCCAUGGAUUUAAUUGGACGAUCUAGGUCAUUUCCAUGCAUUUAAUUGGACGAUCUAGGUCAUUUCCAUGCAUUUAAUUGAAUGAUCUAGGUCAUUUCCAUGCAUUUAAUUGAAUGAUCUAGGUCAUGUCCACGCAUUUUCUUGGAUGAUCAAGGUCAUUGUCCUGGAGAUCACUCAGAGGGUGUUUUUCAUUGACAAUUAUUGGAGAAUUUUUAGAUCUGAAGUUAAAGGGUUUUAUUGUAAGAAGCUUGUCUAUUAGUGUUAUGUAUGAUACAAGGCUUGGAUUACUGUCAUGAGUUUUUAUCCUCAUCAGUCAAUACAAGCCAAGCCUUGAAUUCAUAGAGGUUUACAACCUUCUGAUGAGGGAAAAAAAUCUAUUAAUACAGUGCAAUGAUUAUUAAAGACCUUAACACACCAUUGGAUCCCACUGGUGUCAUUAACUGGUGUGCUCAUAAUGGCCAUGUCAUUCAUUCUUUUAUAAACCAGCAAAUUUGAGGAAUACUAGAUGUUCAUAACAGGCCAUGGGAACAAAACUAUGGAGUCACAAUCAACAUAACACACUUUUGUGUUGAGUGUCUCCCAAUAUUGAACUUAAAAGUGUUAUACUGCUAACUAUUUAGAUUAUAUAAAGAUAGGUUUUAUAUGUUGAUAUAUAUCUCAUUAAAGUUUAUAAGUUUGAAUGACACCAGGUGUACCAUGUUUUACAAUUUGAAGUUGUUGGUAGGUGAACAUCUUCCCAUGGAAAGCUUUUAGUUGUAUUCAGUAAAUAUUUUUUCUUUCCAUCAUCGAUUGAUCUCUGUAUUCUUUUGCUAUGUCAAAGCAGUGAUCAGUUGUAGUAUAUAACUGACUGAAAAUUCAGACUGUUAAGAAUUUUCUUUUGUAUUAUUACAAUAAGUUGUAUAGGGUGUACUAUAUAUCAAUACAUUAUGCAGUACUCUAAUAUAAAGAGUUGUCUCCCCUCUUAAAAUUGUAAUAUUUGUUAGUUUGUUUUUUAAAUGUUUAAUCAUACUCAAAAGGUUAGGGGGGAAUCCUCAGGAAAGAUUUCAAGGCCCAGAUCUCUUCUAAGAAGUUGUGUUCUGGCCUUAUAGACUUGAUUAAAUCAUUUGUUUUAAACAUUUAUCUAUCUCUUUAUUGCUUCAGUUACAAAAUUAUAUUUGUCCUAUAUAAAAAAAUGUACAAUACAUUACAAAAGGAGUUUCCUCAAGUAGCAAGAGAAAAUGGAAGGACUAGGCCUAAUUUUACGCAAGCUCGUGAUUUCAUACUUUGUUGAAAAUGUGAUUUCGAAUGAUGGCUAUGAAAGAUGUGUGUGUGUGCAAGGGACUUAAUCAGCUGGAAUGAAUGCUGAAAAAUACAGGCAAAGACAGAAGUUGUCUUUUUAUGAUAAAACAGAUUAGCAAUAUUACACAAUAAACAUUAACAGUAAUGUGUUCA